Molecule: messenger RNA, 1908 nt
Organism: Lathyrus sativus (Indian pea)
Lineage: Eukaryota; Viridiplantae; Streptophyta; Magnoliopsida; Fabales; Fabaceae
Source: the annotation of a GenBank genome assembly
AUGGCUGAGAAUUUGGGAGGUUCAGUAGAAAGGUCAAGCUUGAAGAGACUUAACCUCAACGUCGAUCCUCCCGAAGCCGACGACGACGAUUCUCCACUUCUCCCUCCUCCACCUACUGAAAUCACCAGGUUGAUAAACGAUGAAAACAGUCAAGAUAAGAGUUUGUUGUUCAAAGACACUGAUAGUAAUGAAGGAGAAGUUAAGAAGUUGAACAAACCGGGGAAAUACCGUUCCAAACCUAGUAAGACGGAUUGUUCUAUUGAUUGUGGAGUUGAUGCGGAUGGUGAUCAACAUGUUCAAGGUCCUCCUUCUUCACGGGAAGAAAAAGUUAGCAGCAUGAAGACUGGAUUGGUUCAUGUUGCGAGGAAGAUGCCCAAAAAUGCUCAUGCUCAUUUUAUACUAGGCUUGAUGUACCAAAGAUUAAACCAACCUCAAAAGGCUGUAUUGGCGUAUGAGAAGGCCGAAGAGAUAUUACUCAGGCCUGAGAUUGAGAUUGAUAGGGCGGAGUUCCUUUCUUUAGUUCAGAUUCACCAUGCACAGUGCCUGAUAAUAGAAAGUUCAUCAGAAAAUAGUUCUGACAAAGAACUUGAACCUCAUGAACUUGAGGAAAUUCUUUCUAAACUGAAAGAAUCAAUGCAAUCAGAUAUCAGGCAGGCGGCUGUAUGGAAUACAUUGGGUUUUAUCCUUCUUAAAACUGGGCGUGUGCAGAGUGCUAUCUCAGUUUUGUCAUCCUUGUUGGCCAUUACACCAGAGAACUAUGACUGCCUCGGUAACCUUGGAAUAGCUUAUCUUCAAAUAGGAAAUUUGGAAUUAUCUGCCAAGUGUUUCCAAGAGUUGAUCCUAAAAGAUCAAAACCACCCUGCAGCUCUGGUCAAUUAUGCUACCCUUCUUUUGUGUAAAUAUGCUUCAGUUGUAGCAGGUGCUGGUGCAAAUGCUUCUGAAGGUGCUUCGGAAGAACAAUCCACGGCUGCUAAUGUCGCUAAGGAAUGUUUGUUAGCUGCAAUUAAAGCAGAUGCUAAAUCAGCCCAUAUUUGGGCGAAUCUUGCCUAUGCAUUUUCUAUUAGUGGGGAUUAUCGAAGUUCCAGCAAGUGCUUGGAGAAGGCAGCAAAACUGGAACCCAAUUGCAUGUCUACUCGAUAUGCUGUUGCUAGCCAUCGAAUGAAGGAGGCAGAAAGAUCUCAAGAUCCAACUGAACUGCUUUCAUGUGCUGGAAAUGAGAUGGCUUCCAUAAUAAGAGACGGCGAUUCAUCCCUGGUUGAGCUUCCAAUAGCAUGGGCCGGGCUUGCAAUGGUUCACAAGGCUCAGCACGAGAUAUCAGCAGCAUACGAAAGUGAACAGGAUGGGCUGAAGGAAAUGGAAGAGCGUGCUGUUUCCAGUCUAAAGCAGGCCAUAACAGAAGAUCCAGAUGACGUUGUGCAGUGGCACCAACUUGGCCUUCACAAUCUUUGUGCUAGGCAAUUCAAAACAUCACAAAAAUUCCUCAAAGCUGCUGUUGCCCGUGACAAAGGUUGCAGCUAUGCAUGGUCUAACCUUGGUGUCUCACUUCAACUAUCCGAAGAACAAUCACAAGCUGAAGAAGUAUUCAAGCGGGCUUUGUCUUUGGCGACAACACAAGAAGCACAUGUGAUACUAUCCAAUUUGGGAAUUCUCUAUCGCCAUCAGAAAAAAUAUCAACUUGCAAAGGCUAUGUUUACAAAGUCGCUUGAACUAAAGCCCGGGUAUGCCCCUGCAUUCAACAAUCUGGGUCUUGUUUUUGUUGCCGAGGGUAUGUUAGAAGAGGCCAAGUAUUGUUUUGAGAAAGCACUCCAAUCAGAUCCAAUGCUUGAUGCAGCCAAGUCUAACUCUAUUAAAGUUGACACAAUGUCGAAGCUAUGCAAAAGCCUUUCCUCAUGUAUUCUUAAAGAAUGA